Messenger RNA from Knipowitschia caucasica, 507 nucleotides. NCBI's taxonomy places the organism in Eukaryota, Metazoa, Chordata, Actinopteri, Gobiiformes, Gobiidae. The record is from the annotation of a GenBank genome assembly.
AUGGUAUCUCACCUGCCGCCCGGAGACAAAGACAGAUGUCUCAUGGUAUCUCACCUGCCGCCCGGAGACAAAGACAGAUGUCUCAUGGUAUCUCACCUGCCGCCCGGAGACAAAGACAGAUGUCUCAUGGUAUCUCACCUGCCGCCCGGAGACAAAGACAGAUGUCUCAUGGUAUCUCACCUGCCGCCCGGAGACAAAGACAGAUGUCUCAUGGUAUCUCACCUGCCGCCCGGAGACAAAGACAGAUGUCUCAUGGUCCCCGGCCUACGGUCUCUGGCCUACGGUCUCUGGCCUACGGUCUCUGGCCUACGGUCCCUGGCCUAUGAUCGCCUAUGGUUCCCGGCCUAUGGUCCCCGGCCUUGGUCUCCGGCCUAUUCGCCGGCCUAUGAUCGCCUAAGGUCCCCGGCCUAUGGUCUCCGGCCUAAGGUCCCCGGCCUAAGGUCCCCGGCCUAUGAUCACCUAAGGUCCCCGGCCUAUGGUCCCCGGCCUAUGGUCUCCGGCCUAUGA